This is a messenger RNA of Aethina tumida (small hive beetle), 894 nucleotides long. RefSeq names its product trypsin alpha-like. Bases 34 to 858 code for a protein of 274 amino acids. The transcript is spliced from 3 exons. The record is from RefSeq and is a predicted model, not a curated record. Lineage: Eukaryota; Metazoa; Arthropoda; Insecta; Coleoptera; Nitidulidae. Gene Ontology annotation, molecular function: serine-type endopeptidase activity. Gene Ontology annotation, biological process: proteolysis.
AAAAUUUUCAUUUUAGUAAUUCAGUUGUUGAAAAUGGGGAGAUCCACUAAGAUGUGUCUUUUACCUUUGGUUCUUGCAAGUUUAAUCACUCAUUCGUGGUCGAUCCCUCCUAACAUAGUGGUACAGAUAGUAAAAACUAACAAUACUGAAGUCAUACCAUCAUUUGAGGGAAGAAUUGUGGGAGGAGUAGAAAGUAGUAUAUAUGAUUUCCCUUAUCAGGUAUCUUUGCAAGAAAAAGGUCGGUUUGGUUGUGGUGGAGCAAUAAUAUCCAAAAACUUUAUAUUAACAGCUGCUCACUGUCUUGUUGGAGUAAAUACUAAUGACCUGCAGGUUAGAGCUGGGUCGGAGUUUUCCACAUUUGGUGGAGAAGUUAUUCAAGUGAAAAGAGCCACUUCUCAUCCAAAUUACAAUAAAGCCACAAGUGACUUUGACAUAGCAGUUUUAGAAUUGGAGCGUCCCUUGACACCAAGCCAGAAAGUUAAACAGAUAAAAAUGGCGGAUUAUAAUAAUGUCAAUGUUAAACCAAACGAUAUGGCCGUGGUGUCUGGUUGGGGUGUAAAACACGAGAAAAGUUCGUCACCCACAGUUAUUCUUAAUUCAGUUAAUUUGCCUAUGAAGAGUUGGAAUGAAUGUAGAAAUCAUUUUGGCAAGUCCAUAACUCGGAAUAUGAUUUGCGCUGGUUUUCCCGAGGGAAUGAAAGACGCAUGCAAAGGUGAUUCCGGUGGACCUUUGGUUUCGAAAGGCAUAUUAUUAGGUAUCGUUUCAUGGGGAGAAGGCUGUGCCAGACGGAAUACCCCCGCUAUUUUUUCUAAUGUAGCCGAAUUAAGACCCUUUAUUAAAUCUGUAGCUGGCAUUUAAGAUAUUUGACAAAUAAAUAAAAAUUAUUAAAUCAAA